CCUGACGUGCUGGAUGUGAGAUGGCCACGCCCUCGAUGCGCAGCACUGACUCACUGUGACGGACAUCACAUCACAAAAAACAACACGACAAACAGCAGACAUGAGCGAAUCAGAGACGCGUCAGAGACUGCUGCGCAGCGUCAAGAAGGAGGUCAAGCAGAUUAUGGAAGAGGCCGUGACCCGCAAGUUUGUGCAUGAAGACAGCAGUCACAUAUUUUCAUUCUGCGGUGUUGUGGAAGCGUGCGUGCUUCACAGACUCAGGCGACGGGCCGCAGGUUUUCUGCGCAGUAACAAAAUCGCCGCUCUUUUCAUGAAGGUGGGGAAAAUGUUUCCUCCAGCCGAGGAACUGUGUAGAAAGGUUCAGGAACUGGAACAGAUCAUUGAGAACAAACAAAACCAUGGUCAGAUGAGUCAGGACAGUGUCCGAAAACAGUCUGGAUUGACCAACCUGUCCCCUCUGGCCAUUAAAUACCUCUGGAUUCGCACAGCGCUCACAGAGAAAGUGCUGGAUAAAAUCGUCCUUUACUUGGUGGAGAACAGCAGUAAAUUCUUUGAAAGAGAAGCUCUGUUGAGAGACCCAGUCGACGGUCCAAUCCUUGCAUCUUUGCUGGUUGGUCCGUGCGCUUUAGAGUACACUAAAGCAAAGACAGCCAAUCACUUCUGGACAGAUCCAUCAGCUGAUGAAUUAGUGCAGAGACAUCGCAUUCACAGCGGUCACUGCCGACAGGACUCGCCCACUAAACGCCCGGCUCUUAUCCAGAAGAGGCAGUCCAGUGGCAGUAUGGAUGACAGACCUUCUUUUUGGGCUCGGGAUUACGUUGAAUCUCUUCAUCAGAAUUCCAGAGCCACGCUGCUUUUUGGGAAGAACAAUGUCCUGGUGCAGCCGACGGAUGAUAUGGAAUCUAUCCCAGGAUACCUUUCCCUUCACCAGACCGCAGAUCUGAUGACACUAAAGUGGACACCAAACCAGCUGAUGAACGGAAGCGUGGGAGAGUUGGAUUAUGAGAAAAGUGUUUACUGGCAUUACGCAAUGACCAUUCGUCUUGAGGAAAUUGUGUAUUUGCACUGCCAUCAGCAAGUGGACAGUGGUGGGACGGUGGUGUUGGUAAGCCAGGAUGGGAUCCAGAGACCUCCAUUCCGGUUUCCAAAAGGAGGUCAUCUCCUUCAGUUCCUCACAUGUUUGGAAACGGGUCUCCUGCCUCACGGACAGUUAGAUCCUCCUCUGUGGUCUCAAAGAGGAAAGGGAAAGGUUUUCCCAAAACUGCGCAAAAGAAGCCCGCACGGGUCCUACGAGUCGUUCUCCGACAAAGACGAAGACGAAGCUACCGAUUAUGUUUUUCGAAUAAUAUAUCCGGGCAGUCAAGAAUUUGUGGCACCAGAACUGAUAGACCAGAGUGUGAAUCUGUGGCAGCCCACCCCCAGAAAAUCCUCCUGUUCCUCCUGCUCACAGAACGGCUCGUCGGAUGGAGGACUUCCCAACGGAUGCAACCAUGACAGGGCACCACUGAAGUUACUCUGUGAGACCAUGAAACACCAGAUCAUUUCUCGUGCUUUCUACGGCUGGCUGGCGUACUGUCGUCACCUGUCCACGGUCCGAACGCACCUGUCGGCUCUGGUAAACCCCACCAUUGUUGAGCCUGACAUUCCCUAUGAUGCCAAAGGUGGGCUCUCCGCAGAAGUAUGGAAAACUUUUCUACAGGACAGUUCUGCGUACGAGGAAGAGGAACUCCUGCGGCUGGUUUACUACGGAGGCGUGGAGCCGUCUCUGCGUAAGGAGGUCUGGCCCUUCCUGUUAGGACACUACCACUUCAACAUGACCCUGAAAGAAAGACAAGAGGUGGAUGAGCAGGUUCGAGCGUGUUACGAGCAGACUAUGAGCGAGUGGUUGGGAUGCGAGGCUAUCGUGAGACAGCGUGAGAAGGAACAGCACGCCGCUGCUUUGGCUAAAUGUGCGUCAGGUGCCAGCGUGGAAUCGCGCCAGGACUCCACCAUCAGUACCGAUUCUCAGAGCAGCUCAGAGAAACGGAGUCUUGCGUGUUCAAAGAGCGACUCUAACAGCAGCACUCAGGUAUUUGGGUCCGUGGAUGAGGUGGACCCAAUUGAAUCUGAGCCCAAACCAAAAGACGAGAAGCCACAGCCCAAGAUCCCGAACGGGACGCUUCCAAACUGUACCAGUUCUCCAGACUCCGGGCAUCCGUCGUCUCGUAACUUCUCUGUGACGUCCGGCCUCUCAGACUGCUCUCCGAGCACGGAGGAGACGUCUGCCCAAGAGGCCGGACCCAAAACUACAGCACAAGAUCCACAGACAGCAAAAUCUGAAGUCCCCUCCGGUUCUGACCCAGAUGAGAAGCUGACAGAAAACAGCUCGACUGCUCGGGAAGAAACCGAUGACGGCACUGUCGUCACACAAAUAAAGAACCUCGGCCCUAAGGUUGAGCUGGAUAAACCCACAGAAAGUGACAAACCCCAAACAUAUGAUGCUGAAGAAAUGAAAACUCAUCGGUCUGAUGUGAAUCCAUCUGAAAGUGUAGAAAACACCACAGCAAGUGAAGACGCCGUAUGCUCCCUGAAAGAAAACACAAAAUCAGAGAGUGAGCAAGAAACCGGUUUGAAAGAAAACAAAGACACAAAAGAAGAUAUCACAAAAGUGAUAAAUAUAGAGGAUGCCAAAAUCUCUCAAAUGGACAAAAACAAAGCAGAUGUUUUAGGAGAACGCAGAGCCUUCAGCUUAGAGAUGUCCAAUGACCUUCGGGUGGAAACAACUUCUGAGCUUUCAACAAAAUCACAAGAUGAAUCACAGAAUGGGAAAGAUCUUCACAUGUACAACAUCACAGCUCCACAAACUAUCGGCUGGGAAUCUGAUCACAGAUCCAAUCCAAUCAAAUCUGAGUCUCCCAUCACCUCGCUAUCAAAACUCUCUCCGGAUAUGUCAGACGACUCUCCGUCAGCCCUAGAGAUGGAGGAGAUCCCAUCCUCUGUGGUCUUCGUGUCUUCAGAGAUUAACAUACUGAAUCAGCCUCUCACCCUGAGCCGCCCCAUGGCCAUGUCCGGAGAGAAAUCAAUGGGAAUGCCGGCUCUGGAGCUCUGUAUGGAUCCGGGUGUUAACACCAGCCCGGAGGAGACCGAAUCGGCUCUCUCAGAGGAGGAACCAGAGAUGGAGAACCUAUUCCCCAAACCCGACUCGCUGACAGUCACAGGAGAACACAAGAAUGAUGUCGCAUCUCCUGCGUCGUCUAUUGGGACAACUUACUCUCAGGAACUGGUUGAUCUGUACACGCUUAACCUGCACCGGAUUGAUAAAGACGUCCAGCGCUGUGACAGAAACUUUUGGUAUUUCACCACGGCUAACUUAGAGAAACUGCGUAAUAUCAUGUGCAGUUACGUGUGGCAACACCUUGACAUUGGAUACGUCCAGGGAAUGUGUGACUUACUCGCACCUCUGCUUGUCAUCCUGGAUGAUGAGGCCAAAGCCUUCAGCUGCUUUACUGAGCUCAUGAAGAGAAUGAAUCAAAACUUUCCUCACGGUGGAGCCAUGGACAGACACUUUGCCAACAUGCGAUCUCUUAUACAGAUUUUGGACUCUGAGCUCUUUGAACUCAUGCAGCAGAAUGGAGAUUACACGCACUUCUACUUCUGUUACCGCUGGUUCCUCUUAGACUUCAAGAGAGAAAUGGUGUAUGAUGAUGUAUUCUCUGUGUGGGAAACCAUCUGGGCGGCCCGUUACACCUCAUCCCAACACUUUGUGCUCUUCAUCGCGCUGGCAUUGGUCGAGCUGUAUCGAGACAUCAUCCUGGAGAACAACAUGGAUUUCACCGACAUCAUCAAGUUCUUUAAUGAAAUGGCAGAACAUCAUGAUGUCCCCAAGCUUCUGGUGAUGGCUCGAGAAUUAGUCCACAAGGUCCAGAUUCUUAUUGAGAAUAAAUGAUUGUCUGUCUCAUUUUGCCUCCAUUACCAAAUUUUAGCCCCUUUACUGGCGCUGUCCUGUGAGCGGGACACCUGAGUUCAAUAUUUUGCAUGUUAAUGUUAAUCUAAAAACUAUAUAUUAUUGGAAAGGUCUAAGAAUUUUCAUAUAGAAAACCUCUUAUUAGUAAUAAUAAUGCAGUGACAGUAAUUUAUUAAUUAGUGACAAGAGUAUGCAGCGAAAUGCUGACACCUAUUGGCCGUUGUUGGUAAAACCACUAAAAGUGUAGUAUAUUAUGUAUAAAAUAUAUACUUUACUGCAUUAUUUUAUUUAUUACAAUAAAUGUAAACUGCUAUCAUUUUUUUUUAUCUCCAUACACUUUAAAAACAAGACCAAGAUAAGGCUUCUAGACCCCCCAAAAAAUGCCAGAUUUAAAUUAAAUUGAAUACAAAAAGGGCUGCGCCAGUUAAGGGGUUAAAGACAUUCAGUGUUUGUUUUUGGUGAUAAUAACAAAACUCUCAGAAAGAAACAGAUGACAAUAUAGCAGACAGAGAGAGAGAGAGAGAGAAAUAGUUUUUAUAAUGUUAUGGAUGUUACAAAUGAUAAAAUAUUAUAUAAAAAAUGUAAAAGAUUAUCUAUAAAUCAAGUGUGUGACCAAAUACUAAAAGAUGCCCUUUCUAAUACAGAUUUAGAUCGAUUUAGAUCUAAAAGCACAAAGUAUUUAAAACAACGUUGUAUAUUGAUUUAUUUUUUAAAUAAGUGGAAAUCAGAGAUGGUUCAUUAUCUGUCACAAAUAUUACUGUCAAUGUUGAUUAUAGUUCAGAUAUCACCAUACAGUAUUUGCACGAAGGUUUUGUCUGUGAAAUCAGACAGUAGAUGUUAUCAUGUUUUGAUGGUGAUCGGAGUAAAAACACCCCAAAAUCAAAAGAAAUAAGAUUUACGUCAAAGAAAUAAAUAAACGCCUAUUUUUAAAGGAAUUAAAAGGACUUUGCAAUGUGACAUGAUUUUUGUGUCAUGGUGCACAAAAUCUUAAUCAUUCUUUACAAAAGCUUUUUAUUUUUUAAUCCCGAAUAUAAAUAAAUGACAGGGUGAUGGUGAUGUCAUUGACUGUAUUGAUCAUACUUUCAUUAAUAUGUUGAGCUGCUAUACAAUGAAGUACCUCACUCAACUUUACUGUAAAACAAUCACCAGAGAUACUUUCAUCUGUAUUGAUCUUUUUGCCUUAAGUUACUCUGUUCAGGGACGCAUGCGGUGGCCGCUGGUGUCACAAAGCCAUUAUGUGUGUGUGUGUGUGUGUGUGUGUGUGUGUGUGUGUGUGUGUGUGUGUGUGUGUGUGAGAGACUGAGUUUUAGGUUGUAGCAAAUGUUCAUAUAUAUCUGAUAUAUGCCAUAUUGAUGUGCGUGCGUGUGAGUCUCUGAAUUACCAGCAGUCAAACAUGUGUGGUUAUUUCAUACUUUUAGCACUUGUUAGAUUGAAUGUGAUUGUAGUAAUCUGAUAAAGCACCUGUAAUUCUGACUGAUUGUUUGAAGUGCCAGUGUUAUCAAAAACUCCCUCCUUAUAUGCCAAUUUGAUCUCUUUAUCAGUUUUCUUUGUAUGUAUUGCUGUUAUAAACUCUUUAUCAUUAGCUUACAUUGAAUGAUAGUGUAUGUAGGCCAGAAUAUUAUAAUAUCUAAACGUUUGAAAUGUGCAUUCAACUGAUAAAUGACACGAAACGCUGACAACAGACACAAAAGAUUUGUUGAAAUUCUUCUGGAAUCGUAUAUAUUUUUAUUGUACUCUGUGAAUCUACAUAGUAAACUGUCAAAACUGCGUGCUGCAUAUGAUAUAAUCUGUAUUAUAAUAUUUAAUAAAUGUGUGUGUUGACUGA
Molecule: messenger RNA, 5768 nt
Organism: Misgurnus anguillicaudatus (oriental weatherfish)
Lineage: Eukaryota; Metazoa; Chordata; Actinopteri; Cypriniformes; Cobitidae
Gene: sgsm1b
Product: small G protein signaling modulator 1b
Biological process (GO): activation of GTPase activity
Molecular function (GO): GTPase activator activity
Source: RefSeq, a predicted model, not a curated record